ACGUUACUCUGUUUCGGCAUAUUUGUAGCCAGAAUAUUUGCUUUUAUCAUCUUUUUUAUCACCAGUUGUUUAGUCGUUAAUGACAAGAAGUGUUUGAAAAUGAGAUAAGCACAAGAAGCACGCCCAUUUUAUCUACAGCCAGCACUACAACGAUUAGAGUUCCGUAAUCCAGUACCAGGCCACUCCGCCUACCUUCGGGUGGGCAGAGCGCAGCGAGGUCACCGCAACUGUUUAGAAGAUCCGAGUGAGCACGCUGCGCUGCUGAAAUUAUAAACGGACUCGCACGUGGAGAAAUGUCUAAACCUCUGUUAGGAAAGUCUGAGAGUGAACAGAGUUACUCAGAGCUGAGCGGUAUGACUGUAGGGAUAUUGGGAAGUGGAGACUUUGCCCGUUCUUUAGCGACAUGCCUUGUGUGCUCUGGGUUUAAGGUGGUGGUUGGGAGCCGGAAUCCAAAAAUAAGCGCAGCCCUGUUUCCUGCUAUAGCUGAAGUAACUACACAAGAAAAAGCUGUAAACAAGACGGAUGUCAUCUUUGUGGCAGUGUUCCGGGAGCACUACUCCUCUCUGUGUGAUCUAAAGGAGGCUCUUGAGGGUAAAAUACUGGUUGACGUCAGUAACAAUACAGAGGUGAACCACCAUCGUGAAUCAAAUGCCGAGUACCUGGCCUCACUGUUCCCAAAAUGUAUGGUCGUAAAGGGAUUUAACGUUAUAUCAGCCUGGGCUUUGCAGUCGGGUCCAAAAGAUGGUAAUAAGCAGGUCCUGGUCUGCAGUGAUAACAGAGAGGCCAGAGCUACAGUGUGUCAGAUUGCACGGAAUAUGGGGUUCAUCCCUGUGGAUAUGGGCUCACUCUCGUCUGCCAGAGAGAUUGAAAACAUCCCUCUGCGCCUCUUCCCACCCUGGAAGAUCCCACUGAUGCUCUCCCUGGGUCUCUUUGUGUUCUUUUAUGCCUAUAACUUCACCAGAAGGGUGAUCCAUCCUUACAUAACCAAGGGGGAGCACUGUUUUUAUGAAAUGCCAAUUGAACUUGUUAACGUCACGCUGCCCUGUGUGGCAUAUAUAAUGCUUUCCCUGGUUUACUUGCCUGGAAUCCUGGCAGCCUUUCUGCAGCUACGAUACGGCACUAAGUACAGGCGCUUCCCAGACUGGCUGGACCAGUGGCUGAAGCACAGGAAGCAAAUCGGCCUGCUGAGCUUUCUGUCGGCUGCACUGCAUGCUGUGUACAGUCUGUGCCUCCCAAUGCGGAGAUCUGCUCGCUACCAGCUGUUGAAUGCAGCCUUUAGACAGGUUAAGGAGGGUGAAGAGAACGCCUGGGUGGAAGAGGAGGUGUGGAGGAUGGAACUUUACAUCUCGCUGGGAAUCCUGGCUCUGGCUGCUCUUUCCCUGCUAGCAGUCGCCUCACUGCCCUCUGUUGGGAAUUCCCUCAACUGGAGAGAGUUUAGCUUCAUUCAAUCCAAACUGGGAUACGCUGCCUUGGUAAUAGCUACUCUCCACACACUAACCUUUGGGUGGAAAAAAGCCUUUGACGGAAGCCAUUACAAGUUCUACUUGCCUCCGACAUUCACACUUGCUUUGGUUGUGCCUUGUGCUGUCCUGCUUUUUAAAGUGUGCCUGCAGUUACCCUGUGUGAAUACAAGGCUGACACAGAUCCGAAGAGGUUGGGAAAAGGGACGACUUAUCAGGUUCCAGUUAUCCAAGGAGUCAGGUCUUUGCAAUGAAGACUUCAGCAAUGAGGACACAAGCAAUGUGUGACAGAAACAGUGCGUGCUAAACACACACACACACACACACACUGUUACUGCAGUCCCAGCUGGCAAAACCCAAAAGCAGUUUUCAAGCACUUCUUUUUUUACUCCCAGCAAAACAAAUCUAGACCAUGCUUGUAGUCUCCCCUAAAACUGUCAGUUUAAGUAGCAGUUGGGCUGUCUGCUUUAUUAACUUUGAUAUGUAGGUCAAAAACACUCAAAUGACUUUGCUGUACGCCAUGCUGCAAGGCAAAAAAUAUUACAUAUUCAUUGUGCAAUUUAAUGCUACGUAACUCAAGCUUCCAUGACAGAAUAUUGCUAAUCCCUUACAAAGGUAGUAAACGAAGCAAACCUUCCUCGUUGAACCAGUUCAGGGGGGAUGCAAUUGAUUUCCCAAAGAAUUACAAUAGGGUUCCCUUGAAUUUCCAAAAGUCAAUAUAAGGAUUUUAAAUUACUUCAGUUUGUGUUAUAACUCGUUAUUGUUUCAUUAUACAAAUCAGAGCUUUAAUGUCAAGCUACAGUGUCAAUUAUUGACCAUGCCAUUUCAGCUACAAACCACUUGCUUUUUAAUUUUUAUAUACAUGCAUUGUUCACCUAAAUGUGUGGCAUUCUUCUUUGAUUUUUAUCUUGCAUAUAUUAAGCAUUUACCAGCAAUAAUCUCAAGAAAAUCCACACGAUCAAAUCAAGAAUGCUUAACUUUGUAUAAAAUAUAUGGAGAACCUUGUUAUAAGUCUGGCAGUACAGAAUUUUUUUCUAAAACUGUUGUGUUUUUGGAUUAUGAAUUACAAACUGUUGUUAAUGUAGACAGUCGUCUUUCAGUAAACGAGUUGGCAAUUCAAAAAUAUGAUUAUACCAAUAAAGCCUAAAUACCUCCAGUAAA
Polyodon spathula (Mississippi paddlefish) is the source of this 2621-nucleotide messenger RNA. Its product is annotated as metalloreductase STEAP3-like. The coding region runs from base 294 to 1748 and encodes 484 amino acids. Gene Ontology annotation, molecular function: cupric reductase (NADH) activity; ferric-chelate reductase (NADPH) activity. Gene Ontology annotation, cellular component: endosome; plasma membrane. Lineage: Eukaryota; Metazoa; Chordata; Actinopteri; Acipenseriformes; Polyodontidae. Gene Ontology annotation, biological process: copper ion import. The transcript is spliced from 5 exons. The record is from RefSeq and is a predicted model, not a curated record.